GAAGCGCUUCCUCUCUUUUCUUCUUUCCCCACCCCUCUUUUCUCUUUCCAACGGCGAUGGCGACUCCGACUCCGACCAAAACCCCAGUAGAGAAAUCCAAAAGGUCCCACUCUCAUCAUCACCAUUCACGUGACGGUUCCUCCUUUUCUUCCUCUCUGUCCCGUUUCGAGGCCUACAACCGCCUCCAAGCGGCUGCAGUGGCCUUCGGGGAGAAGCUUCCGAUCCCGGAGAUCGUAGCGCUCGGCGGCCAAUCUGAUGGAAAAAGUUCUCUCCUUGAAGCUUUGCUUGGAUUUCGUUUCAAUGUGCGUGAGGUCGAGAUGGGCACUCGCCGGCCUCUCAUUUUGCAGAUGGUUCAUGACCCUUCGGCACUUGAGCCUCGUUGUCGCUUCCAGGAAGAAGAUUCUGAAGAAUAUGGAAGUCCAGUUGUUUCAGCAUCGACAAUUGCAGACAUCAUAAAAUCAAGAACUGAGGCACUUUUGAAAAAGACUAAAACUUCAGUUUCUCCUAAGCCAAUUAUAAUGAGAGCUGAAUUUGCACAUUGUCCAAAUCUCACCAUCAUUGAUACCCCAGGAUUUGUUCUUAAGGCAAAGAAGGGAGAACCAGAGAACACACCAGAGGAAAUUCUUUCAAUGGUUAAGUCACUAGCUAGUCCUCCCCAUCGUAUUCUGUUAUUCCUUCAGCAGAGUAGCGUGGAAUGGUGCUCAUCUUUGUGGUUAGAUUCAAUUCGUGAAAUUGAUCCAACCUUUAGAAGGACAAUAGUUGUGGUCUCCAAGUUUGAUAAUAGACUCAAGGAGUUUAGUGACAGAUGGGAAGUAGAUCGUUAUUUGAGUGCAAGUGGAUAUCUUGGAGAAAAUACCCGGCCAUUUUUUGUGGCAUUGCCGAAGGAAAGGAACACCAUAUCAAAUGAUGAAUUCCGAAGGCAAAUAUCCCAAGUGGAUGCUGAAGUUUUACGUCAUUUGCAUGAUGGAAUCAAGGGAGGUUAUGAUGAAGAAAAGUUCAAGCCCUAUAUUGGUUUUUGUUCUUUGAGGGAGUAUUUGGAAUCAGAACUACAAAAGAGAUACAAAGAAGCUGCCCCAGCUACACUGGCAUUGCUUGAGCAGCGCUGCAGUGAAGUUAACAUUGAGCUGGCAAGAAUUGACUCCAAAAUACAAGCAACUUCCGAUGUUUCUCAUCUUCGAAAAUCAGCCAUGAUGCAUGCGGCAUAUAUAAGCAAUCAUGUGGGGGUUUUGAUCGAUGGAGCAGCAGAUCCUUCCCCCGAGCAGUGGGGGAAAACAACAGAGGAGGAAAGAUCCGAGAGUGGGUUAGGGAGUUGGCCAGGUGUUACUACUGAUAUAAAACCUGCUAAUGCUGUUCUUCGUCUUUAUGGUGGAGCUGCUUUCGAAAGGGUAAUGCAUGAAUUCCGCUGCGCUGCAUAUUCCAUGGAAUGUCCCCCAGUAUCAAGAGAGAAGGUUGCGAAUAUCUUACUUGCACAUGCUGGCCGAGGUGGUGGUAGAGGAGUAACGGAGGCUGCUGCAGAAAUUGCACGUACUGCUGCACGGUCAUGGCUUGCUCCUCUCCUUGAUACUGCUUGUGAUCGGCUUGCCUUCGUUCUAGGCAAUCUUUUUGACAUUGCUCUUGAGAGGAAUCGCUGCCGUGAAUCGGAAUAUGGGAAGAAUACUGGAAAUUGGGAUGGGUAUGUUGGGUUUCAUGCAGCUUUAAGGCAUGCAUACAAUCGCUUUAUAAAGGAUUUGGCUAAACAGUGCAAGCAACUAGUUAGGCAUCAUCUUGAUUCAGUCACAAGUCCGUAUUCUCAGGUUUGUUAUGAGAAUGAUUUUCAAGGAGUCUUUAACUCAACGGCAAGUUCCUAUAACAAAUACAACCAAGCUUCAUCUGCUUCAUAUUGCCUUGAGCUAUCUGAUAUUGAGCAAGUACCGCACGACGAGGCGAAGAGAGAUCAGGAGAACAUACCACCUGAAAAGAAUUCAAAGCAAACCACUCCAGGAAAAGGCACAGAAGCUAGAGAAGCUCUUCAAGAAACCCAAUUGACAGUGCCUGAGACCCCAUCUCCUGACCAGCCAUGUGAUGUGGUCUACGCUAGAGUUAAGAAGGAACUUGGGAAUUGCAUUGAAGUUGGACCAAGAAAACGUAUAGCAAGAAUGACUGGCAACAGAAAUGCUGAACAAUUGGCAAAAGUUCACAAUGGUGGUAGUCUUUUAUUUGGUAAUGGUGAUAGUGGUUCCAAAACAGGUUCAAGUUACUCAGAAAUCUGCUCAUCGGCAGCACAACAUUUUGCACGGAUACGUGAAGUCCUUGUUGAACGCAGUGUGACAUCAACCCUGAACUCUGGAUUUUUAACCCCAUGUCGGGACAGGCUAGUGGUGGCACUUGGAUUGGACCUGUUUGCUGUGAAUGAUGAGAAAUUCAUGGAUAUGUUUAUAGCUCCAGACGCCAUUGAGGUGCAGCACAAGGAACGACAAUCACUUCAAAAACGACAGAAGAUUCUUCAAUCUUGCUUGAAUGAGUUCAAAAAUGUUGCUCGAGCACUCUGAUGCAAACGACACCGUUUGUUUCUCCAUGGACUGGAUCCCUCCAUUCCAACAUAAUGCUCCCAAGCAAAGGUUUCACACCUAGUGAACCAAAAAAAAAAAAAUCAUUCAUGUGUUUGUUGUUUUCUAAUGCUGGCAACCAUUUUUUGCUUUCUCUUCUGGAUAAGGUACUGACCACAGUUUUAAUCAGUGAAUAAAAUUAGCUUUCCUAAA
Gossypium raimondii (Peruvian cotton) is the source of this 2738-nucleotide messenger RNA. Its product is annotated as dynamin-related protein 5A. Gene Ontology annotation, molecular function: microtubule binding; GTP binding; GTPase activity. Bases 57 to 2528 code for a protein of 823 amino acids. Gene Ontology annotation, cellular component: cytoplasm; microtubule; membrane. Lineage: Eukaryota; Viridiplantae; Streptophyta; Magnoliopsida; Malvales; Malvaceae. The record is from RefSeq and is a predicted model, not a curated record. The transcript is spliced from 8 exons.